GCCGUCUAGAGCCUUCCAGAGAAAGGCGCAAAGCGAGAACACGCCCGCCUCGGAGGACUCUGCGGGGAAACCGCCGCUCUCUGCAAACAGCCUGGCGUCCGCACUGCAAUAUGACGUCACAGAGGCCGAGCCUAGGGCCAGUUUCAGGAUCUCCGGGACCACGCCCGUUGGCCCUCCUCGGCCGCCAUCUCGGUGCUUCUGAGGGUCUGUCAGUAGCUGAAGAGGGCCUCGGGGGCCGUAGACACGGAGGGAAAGUGUUUGAAGUGGUACGGUGAUCUGUGUCCAGCGGUGAAGAUCGAGGCUAUCGCCAGGCACGGACCUUUGAUGCAGCUCUGAUCUGUUAAGUAUGAGGAAAUGUCUGCCAAGGAGUUUCUGGGAAAUGGUUGAGUCCUUGAUCACCAAUCCUAGAGAUCUCAGGCUGGCACUGCAGGGAGACUAGACUGAAGGGCCAAGAUGAGACAAAGCAUUGUCCGGAUUAGACAUGAGGCUGGCAGGCCCAGAGCAGACAGAAGACAGUAUACCCUGCAGUUGGCUAGUCCUUUCUUCAGAACAGAACAUGACCAAGGACUGGGUACCGUUAACAUUCGAGGAUGUGACUGUGGGCUUCUCCUGGGAGGAGUGGCAGUUACUAGCUCCAUCUCAGAAGGACCUGUACCGGGAUGUGAUGCUUGAGAACUAUAGGAACCUGGUGUCAGUGGGUUAUCAAGCCAGCAAACCAGUUUCACUCUUCCAGUUGUUGCAAGGAGAGCCACCAUGGACGGUAGAGGGAGCAGCUCGGAGUCAAAGCUGUCCGGAAGAAAUAUGGGAGAUUGACCAUAUGCACUGGCACCCAGAAAACCAAAAUGAGAGUAAAACCUUGGAAAGAGAUCAGCAAAGUUAUGCACUUGGAAAUAAUUCUGAUUUAUGUGAAAGUCUUGUUCCUUUAACACAAAGACACAAUAAGUUUGGCUCACAUUGUAAAAGUUUGAAACCACAUUUGGGUUUUGUUAUUCAGAAUAGAAGAUAUGCAGGAGAGGACUCUGAUGAGUUUAGUGGAUGUGGGAAAUCAUCAGUCUACAUCCAGCAGGAUACAACUCUUAGUGGACUUAAAUGCCAUGGAUGGGUGAAACCCAGUGGCAUUAGAUCACAGUUCAAUGAACAUCAAAAAACUUAUACAGAAGAGAAAGCACAUGAAUGCAGUAAGUGUGGGAAAGCCUUCUCCAAGAAGGCACAGCUCAUUAGGCAUCAGAGAACUGAAAGAGGAAAGAAGCCACACGGAUGCAAUGAAUGUGGGAAAACAUUCAUGAGGAAGAUUCAGCUCACUGAACACCAGAGGACUCAUACUGGAGAGAAACCCCACGAAUGUAGUGAAUGUGGAAAAGCCUUCUCUAGAAAGUUGCAGCUCAUGGUACAUCAGAGAACUCAUACAGGAGAGAAACCCUACGCGUGCAUUGAAUGUGGCAAAGCCUUCAGCCGGAAGUGCCGGCUCAGUAGACAUCAGCGAUCUCACACUGGAGAGAAACUCUACGGAUGCAGUGUGUAUGGGAAAGCCUUCUCCCAGAAGGCAUACCUCAUUGCACAUCAGAGACUUCACACGGGGGAGAAGCCUUAUAAAUGCAGUGAAUGUGGAAGAACUUUCUUUUUCAAGUCGGACCUGACCAAGCAUCGGAGAAUUCACACAGGAGAGAAACCUUACGGAUGCAGUGAGUGUGAAAAAGCCUUCAGGAGCAAGUCAAAGCUCAUUCAGCAUCAGCGAACUCAUACUGGAGAGAGACCGUAUGAGUGCAGCGAAUGUGACAAAGCCUUUGCCCACGUGUCGGUCCUCAUUAAACAUAAGAAAACUCACACAAGAGAGAAAGCUAUAAAUUCACUGAAGGUGAAGAAACCUUCCUUAGGGAGUCCUAGCUCUUUGUACAUGAGUGAACUUGCACAGGAGCAAAGCAACAUGAACACAGUGCCUGUGGAAAUACCUUCUUUGGGAACUCAGCCCUCGUUAAACCUCCCUGCUAGAAUUUGCCUGAAUUUGUGGUUUGCAGACCUCUUCUACCUUCAAAGCCAGCAGUGGCUGGUCAACUCUUCCAUCACUCUGACACUGACUCUUGCCUCCCUCUCCUACAUGUAAGGACCUGUGUGACUACACUGGGCCCACCCAGGUAAUCUAGGAUAACCUCCCUGUCUUAAAAUCAGCUAAUUAGCAACUGUAACUCCACCUACUACCUUGAUUCCCCUUGCCUUAUACUGUGACAUACUCACAAGUCCUGGAGGUUAGGAUGUAGACAUCUUUGGGGGCCAUUAUUCUGCCUCCUUCAGACCACCCUCUGGCACCCACUUAUUUGUAUCCAUACCACAUGAAAAAUACAUUCAGUCUGUCUCAGCACCUCCAGAUGUCUCAACCUAUUACAAUACGAACUCAAAGUCUAAAAUUCCAUCUAAAUCUUGAGUUUAAACACUCUAAAUCAAGAAUUGGUUGAGGCUCGGGGCGCCUGGGUGGCUCAGUGGGUUAAGCCGCUGCCUUCGGCUCAGAUCAUGAUCUCAGGGUCCUGGGAUCGAGUCCCGCAUCGGGCUCUCUGCUCACCAGGGAGCCUGCUUCCCUCUCUCUCUCUCUGCCUGCCUCUCCGACUACUUGUGAUUUCUCUCUGUCAAAUAAAUAAAUAAAAUCUUUAAAAAAAAAAAAAAAAGAAUUGGUUGAGGCUCUGGAUAUGAUUUGUCCUGAGGCACAGUUCCUCUCUAUGAGCCUGUGAAAUUCUAGAAACGAUUCACAUGACCCUAAAAUACCUAAUUACAUCUUUUACUUUAAAUGCCUUUUGCCACAUAAUGUAACAUAGUUACAGGGUCUGGAGAUUAGGACAUGAACAUCUUUGGGAGUCCAUUCUGCCUACCACAAAAACAUUAGAUGUCAGAGUAUUCAUACUACAGGAUUCCUACCUAGCCAUUAAAUAAAUCUAGAGAAGCGUGUUCACAGAGAAGUAAUUAUCUUUGAUAAUUACAGUCCAAAUACAGUAACUUUUUUUCUAUAAUCAGGGACUCUUAAACCUGUGUCAUUAGAUGUGACAGCAAGAAUACUAUUAAGAUACAUAAAUGAUCAGUGCUGGAAAAGAAUUCAUAAAUGCUCUAAAGGAAUGUGAAAUUUAUGUGCUGCAAAUGCUGUCAAACGUAUUUGUAUGUAUUCUGAAAUCGUAUAAAUCAACAUCCUAUUCUGACUGUAGAAUGCAUAUUCCAUAAUGCACCUAAGUAACAGAAUUCUUCACAGCCAAUUCCAACAACCUUUUUUGUUUAACAGGAAAUGUUUAAUUUUAUUCACUCAGUAAGUAACAAAAAGGGAAUAGGCAAAAUAUAUGAAUGGCCUGUCUUCAGACAUAGAGUAAUAGGAAGAUCAGCACAGCUAACUUGAAAGAAAGGAAAAAAAUGAAGGGAGUCUUAUGACUACCCCAGCCUGGACAGAGUUUCCAUUCUGUAGCAUAGGGAGGGGGAAUCUCAUCAGAUCUUGGCAGUCUCUCCAAAUCGAGGCAGAGUUUAGAGUUUGGAGAAUUCAAGGUGACUCAAAUUUAUGGUGCAGGUUAAAGGAGAGGAGAGGGCUGCACCCAAGGCGAACCCAUUUCUCCACAUGAUUUGAAGUUGUAAUCAGCACAUAUGUGUGAGGAAACUCCCUGGGCUGGAGGAAGAACCACUGGAACGAUCAGGCAGAACUAUCCUUGGAACUUGCACAGGUUGGGAGUAAUUUGUUUCCACCAGUUGGGAUGGAAACCCCUCCCAAUAUUUGGAAAGUCACAGCGGAACUUAGAAAAAUAGUGCCUCAGUGGGUCACUCAGAUUGGCUCUAGAGUAAUGGCUGCUCUGAGCUCUCCAGACAAAGGAUAGAUACAAGCUGCUACAAAACCAAACGGUUUCCAAGCAGUUUAACUGUUUCCCAGACCUACACCCAGUAGUAUUUAAAGAAGAGAAAAGCAGUCCAUCAACUGAGAAAACCAACAAUGUGGAAAUCAGUGUCUGGCAUCUAGUCAAAACUUACCCAGGUAUGCAAAAAAACAAAAAACAAA
Molecule: messenger RNA, 4015 nt
Organism: Mustela lutreola (European mink)
Lineage: Eukaryota; Metazoa; Chordata; Mammalia; Carnivora; Mustelidae
Product: zinc finger protein 577-like
Exons: 8
Coding region: 482-2101 (539 amino acids)
Biological process (GO): negative regulation of transcription by RNA polymerase II
Molecular function (GO): DNA-binding transcription repressor activity, RNA polymerase II-specific
Source: RefSeq, a predicted model, not a curated record